Messenger RNA from Megalobrama amblycephala (Wuchang bream), 2628 nucleotides. RefSeq names its product SPARC (osteonectin), cwcv and kazal like domains proteoglycan 3 (gene spock3). Bases 143 to 1306 code for a protein of 387 amino acids. The record is from RefSeq and is a predicted model, not a curated record. Gene Ontology annotation, molecular function: calcium ion binding; protein binding. NCBI's taxonomy places the organism in Eukaryota, Metazoa, Chordata, Actinopteri, Cypriniformes, Xenocyprididae. The transcript is spliced from 12 exons.
GUCCGCCUUCACGAGCAUACGCUUUUGAGAGAGAGAGAGAGAGAGAGAGAGAGAGAGAGAGAGAGAGAGAUUGGUGAAGAUCAGUUGAGGCUCGUCACGGAGAUCUUCAGUCAAUGACAGCGCUCACAUUGUCCUCUUGAAGAUGCUUGUGCUGGUCGGUGUGUGCGCGCUGCUGAUCGCCGGGGCUUCUGCCCGCAACGACAACGGCAAUUUUUUGGACGACAAAUGGUUGACCGGGAGAUGGGACAAAUUCAGAGAUGAGGUGGAGGAACCAGGAACAUGGAGCCCAGGAAAACCAUUCGAUCAAGCUCUGGACCCUGCCAAAGAUCCGUGCCUCAAGAUGAAAUGUGGCCGCCAUAAAGUGUGUGUGGCUGAGGAUUACCAAACACCCACCUGUGUCAGUCAACGCAGGAUGAGUUUUAAGGACAUGAAUUUGAACUCACCACUGCUGAAAUGCAAAAGAUGUCCAGUUGUGCACCCUUCACCUGUUUGUGGAACAGAUGGACACACUUACUCUACCAAGUGUAAACUAGAAUAUCAAGCUUGCAUCUCUGGGAAGCAGAUUUCUGUGAAGUGUCCAGGACAGUGUCCCUGCCUUUCAGGAAAUACAGCAGAGAAGAGAGAGUGUGGUAAUGCAGAGAUGACUGGAGUGGUUAGCAGAUUACGAGAGUGGAUCACAGUUCUUCAUGAGAGUGGCAAUCCCAGCAAGAAAUACAAGUUCCAGAAGCCAGAGAGGAAGGUGGACAUGAGUAAGGUGCCCCUCUGUAAGGACUCUCUGGGCUGGAUGUUCUCCAGACUGGACACAAAUUUUGACCUUCAGCUCGACCAAUCAGAGCUGUCCAGCUUGAGCUCAGAGAAGAGUGAUGUGUGCACUAUAGCCUUCCUCAGGUCAUGUGACCCAGACAGAGAUAGGCUUGUUUCUAGCCAGGAGUGGUGUUCCUGCUUUCAAAGAUAUCAAGAGGCUCCCUGCCAAUCAGAGAUCACGGUCAUCCACAAACAGCAAGCUGGGAAGAAAUUACUGGGUCCAUACAUCCCCUCCUGUGAUGAGGAUGGCUUCUAUAGGCCUCACCAGUGUCAUGGUAGCAGUGGUCAGUGCUGGUGUGUCGACCGCUAUGGAAACGAGGUUGCGGGGUCUCAUACCCACGGGCCUGCUGACUGUGCCACGGAGUCUUCUGGAGAUUUUGGCAGUGGUGACUCUCUGCUCUCAGACGAUGAGGAUGGUGAUGUUGUAAAUGAUGAAGAGGAGAUGGGAGAUGAUGAUGAUGAAUAUGAACAAGUUGAUGAUGAGUAUGGUUACCUGUCAUAAUCUGUUUUUUUUGUUGUUGUUUUUUAAUUAUAUUAAAACAUUUAAAAAGAAGGAACCAAAUAAAAAACAGACUUUCAUUUGGUCUUAAAGCACGUUUCUAGGUGACCUCGGCAGAGUGCAGUACUAACAUUACUAAAGGGUUCAUCUACCCCUUGUGCUGUAUAACAUUUGUACAAAAUUAAUACCAAUACUCAAUAACCACGUUUCAUUUUUGUUACAUUUCUUAUAUUCAUCCAAAGUGAACAAGUGUAUUGACAGUCCUAGAAGUUCAGGAAUUCAUAAGCGGGUUUGAUGAGAGAUUAAUGAGGGUUAAAUGUUUGCACUUAUAAACAUGCACACAAAUAAACAUACAAAAUACAUGCAUACACACACCUGACGGCAUGAUUACAUGACGUAACUCUUUACACCUGCUAGGAUGUGAUUUUACAGUCAUGCCAUGAGGGCUUAAUGUUGAUUUUCACACAUUUAGUCACACAUUAACGGUUAUAAUCACAUGCCAUAACACCACAAUCACAUGCCUACAUUGAUUUAUCUUUUUUUUCAUUAGCAGAAUGAAUACUUAAAACUACAGAUGAAUUGUCAAAUUAUAUCAAUAUUUGAUAUGUAAAGGUGGACAUUCUAGAGCAAACUUGUUUGAAAUGGCCAAGACGCGGCCUGGAGUGACCACACGUCAGACACACAAUAAAACAGAUGUGACUUCAGUCGAUGUUACGAGAGGACAGAGUAAUGCUAUUUACAGAGGCUUACACGCGCACACACACACUUAUCUUGUGAAUACUUUGGCAGUCCUUGGGCAUGAGGUGCCUUUGACGCAACACGAGGAACGGGUGGAAGAGAGGUCUGGGAGAAAAGAGAGAAGGAGAUAUUUAGUAUUAGAAUGUAGAACUUGACUGCCAUAUGAAUCUUUAAAAAAAAUGAGAGGUUUUUGCGUCACGUUCUCUGUUGUUUUUGUCUAUAGGAGAAAGUGGACAUGAUUAGUUAGUUUGCAUAUGUUACUGUAGACGACAAAUCAUACGAUAGAUGCUGCUGCUGUCACUUAAUUCUCCUCGUCCCUCUCAGUGCUUUUGCAUUUUCUGUCAGAUUUGUUUUCAUAAUGUGCAUAUGAAAAUAUUAAUUUACUUCUAUGGACAUUGUGGUGUUUUCUGAAAAAAAAAAAAAAGAAGUUAUUUGGUUGAAUGAGUUUAUGAUAAUCAGUUACAGAAGUCAAAGGAAUCACCUUUAUCAGUGUUGUCAAGCUGUUGUCAUAGAGAUAACACUUUUUGGUUUGUUUGUUUUUUACAGUAUACAUAUAAUUUGCUCAAAUAAAGUUACACAGACCAAAA